Messenger RNA from Alexandromys fortis (reed vole), 1658 nucleotides. RefSeq lists its product as uncharacterized. The transcript is spliced from 6 exons. NCBI's taxonomy places the organism in Eukaryota, Metazoa, Chordata, Mammalia, Rodentia, Cricetidae. The record is from RefSeq and is a predicted model, not a curated record. The coding region runs from base 834 to 1649 and encodes 271 amino acids.
UUUACCCUUUCUCUGCUUGCUCUCUCCUUGUUAGCAGAACCAUUCCUUCACUGGCAUUAGAGCCCAUCUCCUUAAGAUUCCAGCAUAUACUGCAGACCAGCUGAGACACCAGCCUUGUGGAGUGAGCAACUACUUGAUUCUAGGACUUUCUAUCCAUAGCCAGUCAUUGUUGGAUUAGCUAGAGCACAACCUGAAAGGCAUUCAAUUAAAUCCCCUUUCAAUAUACACAGAGAUCCAUUUUAUAACGUCUGCUACUCUAGAGAGCCCUGACUAAUACACAGGCAUGGAGAGAGGACAGUCUAGAGCAGUUUGGGUCUCAUAACAGUCUCUGCUCACUUACAAAUUAUCAACAGCCACUUUCCCAUAACCUUAGCAUUCCCCAGGUGCUUUUUCACUUCAGAGGACUCAACCCUCCUCUUCCACAUCAUUCUGACUUAAUUUCUUGGCAUGCUUUAUUUCUCAUAUUAUUGAGUUCAGGAGGGGAAGGGCCGUUCUUGGGCAGUGCUUAAUAAGUCAAUUCAACUCUCCGUGGGCAGAGCAGUGAAAAGAUUCUAAUGAAGCAGAGAGAAAUCUCUAGUGUUGGAAGGAGGAAGUGCUGAAUGGCUUCCCUUAUGUCACAGGAAAGACUCAUGGAAUUGAAACUCAGCUUCUGGUCAGUUCAAGGAGCAAUAAUUAGCAAGAAGGUAAAGGCUGUGCCCGUGACAUCAGCAGUCCCCUCUCUGGAAAUUCUAUUGUAUCCUGGAGCUCUUGGAAUCCUGUGAUGUCACUUGUGUUGUAGCAACUCAACUGCCCUCAGGACGUUCGUUCAGUGGCUGUAAGAUUCGCUUAUAGACAUGUUGUCUAGACUGAGGAGACUACUUGCGAGAGAGAAUGGAGAUCAAGGAGAGACCAGAGGGAGGCAGAAGGAAGCAGGCCCUAGGUCUCAUCAGAAAACAGGAAGAAAUAAAUGGUCCUGGGGAAGACGCAGGACUACUGGGGAGGCACCAUCCCAACUCUCCACCUUCACUGAGAAGCAGCAGCAGAUGAAGAAGUUGGAGGAACUCACCCAUCAGUUACAUGAAAUGACAUGUGAGGCUGAUGAGCUGCGUCAAUUCUUGGCUAAUUACACCGACAAGGAUUUGAACAACAGGCUGAAUUUUGAGUUUGAGAUGCUCAAAAUGGAGCAUAACCAGGUGGUGUCUGACCAGCUGAAACUGCCCAGGGAGAUCAGUAAGGCUGUGGACAAGUGCAAUCAGCUGAUGGAGGAGACCGAAUCGGUCGGUUGCCGCCAUGGCCAGGUCCUACGAGAUCGGACUCAGCUGAAGAAAAAAGUACAUGUGUUGAGACUGAAGAACAUAUUGCUGCGGAAGGAGAAGAUUGAACUGCAAGAGACCUGUGAGGAGGCGAAGAGGCUCUUGAAGGAGGCGCAUGAGAAGAUCUGUGGUCCCUGUGCUGAGCAGCAGCAGGAGCAAGAAAGCCUGGAGGAAGGACUGAAGAAUGUCCUGAAGCAGAAGGAGCUGGUCACCCAGCACGGGGACCUGGCAGAAAAGCUGCAGCAUCAUCUCAGUGUCCCCGAGAUGAGCUCAGAAAAUCUCCAGUCAGAGCUGGAACGGGUCACAACCCAGGACAAGAGCUUCCUGCAGACAGAGCUGCAGCAGCAGGAGCACUAAGUCUCACAG